GCAUGUACGUACUAUAAUGUAUAUGCAAGCAAGCCAGGCAAAGCAAGUGCACGUACAUACAUACGGUGCUGGAGAGUAAGUAAUACUUGGACACGUAUGUACCGCAUUGCCCGGCAUGAUCAUGAGAUUGGAGACACAUGGAAGGCGGGAGGAUCGCGAUGCAUCGGGGAGGGAGGGUCUUACACGUGGACCGGAGGCGGCUCUAGUGACGCGAAAGAGACUUUUUUUUUUCUUUCCCGCUCUCUUUCUUGCAUCCAAGGUGAGGGGAAAGCGGAGGGUGAAGGGCGAAAUGGCAGGAUUGCGGUGUCACGGCGGACAUGGCGGUCGCCAGAAGUGUAUCGCGGCCUGCUGUUUUGGGAGUCGGCAGGUGGGCAGGGACUGGGGCAGUGGGUAGCAAUGACAUCAGCGUGUGUAAGAGAUAGCGAGGGCCCGGGUCAGGCGGCGGCGGGAAAAGGGGACUUUCGCUGGGCCCUGCAUGGCGCGUCGGUGGGCUAUAGAAGGAAGAGGGCAGAUGCUUGGGCGUGGGAUCGCGAUCGCAGCAGCAGAGAGGUGGAAAAGGACCGGAUUCAGGCUGGAAGGGCUGUGGUACAAAAGCAACGGGGUCGGACUAGGGUGUGAGGAUCAGGUCGAUGUGGUGCCAAAACCCG
Messenger RNA from Bipolaris sorokiniana ND90Pr, 647 nucleotides. RefSeq lists its product as uncharacterized. NCBI's taxonomy places the organism in Eukaryota, Fungi, Ascomycota, Dothideomycetes, Pleosporales, Pleosporaceae. The transcript has a single exon. The record is from RefSeq and is a predicted model, not a curated record. Bases 97 to 618 code for a protein of 173 amino acids.